UUUACCGCGCUAUACCGUCGCACCAGCGUUAGCGGUUAUCGCAAGCGGAACAACAGUCACACCGUAGUUAUGCUAGCGAAAGGGUCAUUCCAAGUGGAGCUUAGGAGCGUACUACACCCCAGUACAGUAUGGCUCUGCUGACGGCUAAGCAUUUGUUUUUCCUGUUCAUCGUUUCGCUGCUUGGUGUUGCGUUUUGGAUCUCGCUCCUGGAAAGAAACUCCCGUGACGACGCAGCGUUGGGUGGAUGGCUGAGGAUACCACCGUGGAGCAACACGACUGCCGAUCCCGAUGGAACACCGGGCGAUAUGGGACUUCCGGUGGUCCUGCCGGACAACCUUUCGCCCGCCGUACUGGCGCUGGUACAGCGUGGUUGGAAGGAGCAAGGUUUAAACCAGUACGUUUCGGAUAUGAUACCACUGCACCGGCGGCUCCCGGACGUGCGUGAUCCCUGGUGCAGGACGGAGGAGCAGGAACGACGAAACCGAAACAUUGGCCCGGGUUCGCUGCCACCGUCAUCGAUCGUGAUCGUGUUCUACAAUGAAGCUUGGUCUGUGCUGUUGCGGACCGUGCACUCCGUGCUCGAUCGUACACCGAGUGCGCUGAUCGAGGAGAUACUGCUCGUCGAUGAUAGCUCAACGAUGAAGCAUCUGCACCAGCAGCUCGAACACUACAUAACCGCCCUGCCAAAGGUUCGUCUGGUACGUGCACCGAAGCGUGUUGGUUUGAUUCGUGCGCGCCUGCUCGGUGCAAAGGCGGCCCGAUCCGGCAUCAUCACCUUUCUCGAUGCUCACUGUGAAGUGAUCGAAGGCUGGUUAGAGGCGCUGGUUGCACACGUGGCACAGCGCGAAACGAUGAUCGCCAUUCCGGCCAUCGAUUGGAUCCACGAGGAUACGCUAGCGCUGAACGCCCAGAACUCCGUCCGCUAUUACGGUUCCUUCGAUUGGGGCUUGAACUUUCAGUGGCGCGUCCGGGCGGAUCGACUCGUGCAGCCAUCGGUGGCGCUCAAUCCAGCGGCCCCUUACGACACACCAACGAUGGCCGGUGGCCUGUUUACCAUCCAUCGGUCCUUCUUCGAGCGGCUCGGUUGGUACGACGAGGGAAUGCAGAUCUAUGGCGGUGAAAACAUGGAGCUUUCCUUCAAGGCGUGGAUGUGCGGUGGUAGCAUGCAGAUCGUCGGCUGCUCUCGCGUGGCACACAUCCAGAAGCGUGGCCAUCCGUACCUACGCCAACUGUCCGACGGGUUCGCCCUCGUGCGGCGCAACUCGAUCCGGGUGGCCGAGGUGUGGCUGGAUGAGUAUGCGGACUACUUCUACGAAACGUUCGGUGGCCGAGCGAGGCGGGGUUCGUUUGGGAAUUUAACGGAACGGCACGAACUGCGCCAACGGCUCGCCUGUAAACCGUUCCGUUGGUACCUGGAGACCGUUUUUCCGGAGCAGUUCGAUCCGAGUAAGGCGGUUGCACGGGGAGAAAUCCGCUUCGCCGAUGAUGCUAAGGCCACUCCACUGUGUCUCGAUUGGCCCAGUCUGCUGAGUUUGGUCGCUUGCCAUGGUUACGGUGGCCAUCAGCUCUGGUACCUGACGGCGAAGGGUGAGGUGACACGCGAGGAUCACUGUCUGGAUUACGAUGGCGAGCUGCUGAGUGUGGUGCGUUGUCAUGGUUUGGGUGGUAAUCAGCGUUGGGUCUGGCUGCCGGAUACCGGCCAGCUUAAAAAGCUCACGUACGAUCGGUGUCUACAGUGGAGUGGUACCGAGCUGUUGCUCGAAGCCUGUGAUUCGACCGUUCCUGGUCAGCGUUGGCUCUUUCAAAACUAUCAACCCAACAAUCUGUGAUGUGGCAGCCGGGCAGCUUUGUGGCCGAAACGGUCAUCGGUGGGAUACUCGUCGCAAACAUGUGCGCUAGGCCUGAUGGAGGGCGAUACAGUAAUGUAUCGAGUCUAUCAUGACAGCUUAUCAGUGGAAGAAUGAUCAUAAAGAUAAGCGAUUAAUGCCGGUGCUGUAGAGGUCGUUUAUCAUAUCUGCUUUCUAGUACAGUACGAUACAUUAAAGUAUGAUUGGGGUGGCAGUCAAAUUUAUUGUCGUUAGGAUUGCUGCCAUAGGUGCACUAGAAGAUCUCACGGAGAAGGUGUGUAAUUUAAAUGCAGUGCCGCAGGCACCGAGCGGCGUGGCGAGGCAGCAUGAUAGUACAAGUUAAUAUGAAUAGUCUUUCAAAUUAAAUUUAGGGGGAGGGCUAAGGUAUUUAAUUUGUUUUAUUAAAUUUUUUUACAUUCUUUCAUGAAUGUUUAUACUUUUCAAGAGUAUUGUGUGUAAGUUUUGGAUCAAUCGAAGCAAAACUGACAAAGAUAUGGAUUUAAAAAAAAAACUGCCCUUCAUACAUUGCUCUAUGCAUCUUGCUACUUUGAAGAUGUUUUCCUAAAGCAUACGUUUUCAAAGACAAUGCCCACCGUAGUAUAAAAGCUACUGGACUAAUCGAUCUUCAAAAUCUUCAAAAAUAAGCCUUUUUUGGUCCGAAUGUACCUUAACCUCAUUUAAAUAAUGAAUUGUCGAAAUAAGGAAUACAUCUUAAACUUCUACCCAGUAAACAGAUUUUGAACAUCAAUAAACGUAUAAGAA
This is a messenger RNA of Anopheles darlingi, 2609 nucleotides long. RefSeq names its product putative polypeptide N-acetylgalactosaminyltransferase 9. The coding region runs from base 129 to 1829 and encodes 566 amino acids. NCBI's taxonomy places the organism in Eukaryota, Metazoa, Arthropoda, Insecta, Diptera, Culicidae. The transcript has 2 exons. Gene Ontology annotation, cellular component: Golgi apparatus. The record is from RefSeq and is a predicted model, not a curated record.